Molecule: messenger RNA, 480 nt
Organism: Cryptosporidium ubiquitum
Lineage: Eukaryota; Apicomplexa; Conoidasida; Eucoccidiorida; Cryptosporidiidae
Product: 60s ribosomal protein L21
Exons: 1
Coding region: 1-480 (159 amino acids)
Biological process (GO): translation
Cellular component (GO): cytosolic large ribosomal subunit; ribosome
Molecular function (GO): structural constituent of ribosome
Source: RefSeq, a predicted model, not a curated record
AUGCCUCAUUCAUUCGGUAAGAGAGCAAGAACUCGCUCAAAGUUCUCCAAGGGAUUUAGACAAAAGGGUGUUCCCAUGUUGUCAAGAUAUUUGAAACCCAUCAAGGUUGGAGAUUAUGUUGAUAUCGUUGUCGACUCCUCUAUUCACAAAGGUAUGCCAUACCACUUUUAUCAUGGGCGCACCGGUGUUGUAUACAACGUAGCUCCCAGAGCCUUGGGUGUUAUUGUCAAUAAGGUUGUUGGUAACCGUCAAAUCGCCAAGAGAAUCAAUGUAAGAAUUGAGCACGUAAGACUUAGUCGAUGCAAUGAGGAUUUCCUUAAGAGAGUCAAGGCUAAUGAUGCUGCAAGACACGAGGCCCACGUUGCAGGUUUACCAUCACCUGUAACAAAGCGUGUUCCACAAUUACCAAGGGAAGGUGGAUUUGUAGAUUGCUCAAAUAUGGAGGUGCUCACUCCCCAUAUUACUGUUGCUAUUUGCUAA